CAUCAAUCUAUCAGUAUCACACUUCCACUUCACGAAACACUCCUACCAAGUAAUAUACCAACCUUUUGUUGAAGUGAUAAAGGAUGGUCUUCUGUAAAGCUUCCCUCAUCAUUAUCUUAUCACACAUCAUCGAGAUUUCCAUCGCUACCUCAAAACUCAAUCUUAACCCGAAACCUGCCUCUCGAAUCCUCAAGCUUUCAAGUCAUUCGACUCCCUAUAUAACGAACACUCCUGUAGUCAUCUGGCAUGGUCUAGGAGAUAGUUAUAAGAACCCAGAAUUCGACAGACUAUCUGAAUCUAUCACUGAACGCUACCCAGGAACGUCUGUAUACUUGAUACAUCUUGCAGAAAGGCCAGAUGAAGACCAAAAAGCUACAUGGUUCGGAUCUGCAAAUGCGGAAGUAGAAUAUGUUUGCCAAGAGUUAAACACAAUAGAUGAGCUCGUAGGAGGUUUUGAUGGCAUAGGGUUUUCUCAAGGCGGUCAACUCCUACGUGCCUACGUCGAACGAUGCAAUCAACCACACGUCCGAAACUUGAUCACUCUGGGCGCUCAGCACAUGGGUGUGUCCGAAUACCCUCCGUGUCGUGGAUUCUUCGAUGUUGGUUGUCAGAUCGUGAAACGGCUCAUCAGCACUGGCUCGGUCUACUCCUCUUAUGCUCAAGAACACAUUCUCCCAGCUCAAUAUUUCCGUGAUCAAAGGGAUCUGGGGCCUUACUUUGAGCACAAUGAUUUCCUUCGGGAUAUCAAUAACGAACUUGCAGGUGAUCAUCAACCGGGAGAAAAUCUCACUUCCAGACCUGCUCUUACUCAGGAUCCUCCUGAAUUGCAACGGAACCAAACUUAUAAGAAGAAUAUGCUCAUGUUGGAGAACUUUGUGAUGAUCAGAUUUAGUGAGGAGCAAAUUGUUAAGCCAGCUGCAUCAGCCCAUUUUGGUGUUUCGACGCGUACCGAGGAAUCAAUUCCCUUGGAACGUCUACCGAUCUAUAAAGAAGACUACAUUGGUUUGAAGGAACUUGACGAAUCGGGUCGAAUCGCAUAUGGUAUAUGUGAUGGUAGUCAUAUGCAAAUCGGUGAACAGUGUUGGAAUUCAGUACUCGAUUGGAUCGGUACUGCUCAUCAAGGAUUAGUUAUACAAACUCAAACUUGAUUUCGUCUCUAACACUCUUUUUCUCUUGGUUUUUUAUCAUCAUCCCUUCUUGCUGAAAUACUUUGCAUUCUGUUUGCCUGAUUUGGGGAUUGAACUAUUGGCUGUUGUCUGACCAUUGUAUUGCAGUGAUUGUAUACAAUAGCAAUGUAUGAUCAGGAAUAC
Melampsora larici-populina 98AG31 is the source of this 1310-nucleotide messenger RNA. RefSeq names its product putative palmitoyl-protein thioesterase precursor. Bases 84 to 1148 code for a protein of 354 amino acids. The transcript has 8 exons. NCBI's taxonomy places the organism in Eukaryota, Fungi, Basidiomycota, Pucciniomycetes, Pucciniales, Melampsoraceae. The record is from RefSeq and is a predicted model, not a curated record. Gene Ontology annotation, cellular component: lysosome. Gene Ontology annotation, molecular function: palmitoyl hydrolase activity; thiolester hydrolase activity.